Molecule: messenger RNA, 1410 nt
Organism: Exophiala spinifera
Lineage: Eukaryota; Fungi; Ascomycota; Eurotiomycetes; Chaetothyriales; Herpotrichiellaceae
Exons: 1
Coding region: 1-1410 (469 amino acids)
Source: RefSeq, a predicted model, not a curated record
AUGUCUUCAGUGGUUCUGUUGUGUGCAAAACUUGUCUACCGUGUCACGACUAGUGGUCUCUCAAAGCAUCAGUCCCUGGACGCACACUUACCAAGAGCUUCGGAUGACUCGACAACAACUAUCUCGCGCGACUGUGAUGCCCAACUGGAAGUACCGGGGAGUUUCCCACACUCUAUCAGCAUCGUCGAGAGCAAACAGUUGUCUACCUCAAGAAUUUCGGAGAACAAUACAGAAGAUCAAAUCUCACGGUCAGGUCCAACUACGUCACCUCUCGAUGGAUUGCUCAUCUUGAUACAAACUCUCGGAGCCUCUGUCUCCCAACCCCUCAACAUCGUAAUCGACAGUCGCAUUGCCUCUAGAUGCUUUCGUUCCACGUUGACACACGAUCACUUUGGUCAUGGCUUUCAGGCAGGAGGCUGGCGGUGGCAAUGUUCUCAACAUCAUGCUCCGCCAGGUCGACAACAUCAUCCCUUGCUACCGUUGUUCUCAGCCACUGCGGGUCGGUACAUUUCGGGCCGUCACGAACCUCUCAGCUCUGGACACUCGACGACAGAGGUAUUGAAUCAGGACAUGAUCCUUCCUGGAACCGAAUAUACUGCAUCCGGAUUGUGCCAGGAUGAGUACCAGCAAGUUCAACUUGAAUAUUCGGCAUCCGGACGCCGUCGAGACAGAGGCAACAUCCAACCUGGAAAUGGAAGUGAGCAGCAGAACCACCAACAACGACAAGACGGCCGAACCAAUUCAACCUCUGGAGCCAAUUCGAACAAUGCAGACGGCCCAAGUCGGAGCCGAUCGGCGGCUGUUACUGGCGGUGGCUCUGGUUCGAGCGGCGGUAACGAUGAUGACGAUGAAGGCAGAGAUAGAGACGGCCACGACCCGUCCAACCCGACAACCAGUCCAUCUUAUGCUUCUGACUCGGACCCUGACUCGGAUCCAGACGCGGACACGGACACGGACACAGACACAGACUCAGACUCGGAUUCGGAUUCGCACACAGAAGGCGGUGCCCGUCUUGUUCCACACGAAGCGUUUGGCUCGGGUCCGAGCAUUCCUCGUCGAAACGAUUCGCGUUCCGCCCUCAUCCACCCUUCGACUCCGGAUCCAGGAUACAUGAUCCAGGACGAAGAGGACGACGCCGACGUAGAUACUGACACGGACGGGUCGGAGUUUCGAUACAGCGACAGCGACAGCGAGAGCGAGGGCGCGAGCGACGAUGAAGACAACAGCCAGCGGCAAGACCAUGACCGUCACCUUGACUAUGACUAUGACUACGACUACGAUUAUGACCGUGACCGAGAUCGAGAUCGGGAUCGUCAACGCUCCACCCGUCCAUAUCCGCAUCGGUAUCGGUAUCAGGAUCGUCUCGGUCGACGCAUGGCUUGGGAUUGGACCGGUAACCCUCAGCCUUGA